Molecule: messenger RNA, 600 nt
Organism: Micropterus dolomieu (smallmouth bass)
Lineage: Eukaryota; Metazoa; Chordata; Actinopteri; Centrarchiformes; Centrarchidae
Gene: hes2.1
Product: hes family bHLH transcription factor 2, tandem duplicate 1
Exons: 3
Coding region: 1-600 (199 amino acids)
Biological process (GO): regulation of transcription by RNA polymerase II; regulation of neurogenesis; anterior/posterior pattern specification
Cellular component (GO): nucleus
Molecular function (GO): RNA polymerase II cis-regulatory region sequence-specific DNA binding; protein dimerization activity; DNA-binding transcription factor activity, RNA polymerase II-specific
Source: RefSeq, a predicted model, not a curated record
AUGAGUCCCAGCAUCACCACUGAGGCAAACCAGCCUCUCCCUGCCAGGUCCACCGUGGCCCAGAGAAAACAAGCCAACGAACUGAGAAAGACUCUUAAACCCUUGCUGGAAAAGAGAAGACGUGCUCGUAUCAAUGACAGUCUCAGUCAUUUGAAAAGCCUGAUUCUUCCUCUGGUUGGCAAAGAUAACGCACGCUACUCCAAGCUGGAGAAAGCUGAUAUUCUGGAAAUGACCGUCCGUUUCCUCAGAGACCUUCCUUCCACUCCAGUUAAAGACUCCGCAGACAGUUACAGAGAAGGCUACAAAGCCUGUCUCCAGCGCGUCUCCGCUCUGCUUCCCAAAACGAGCCUGGACCAGGAAGCGUGCCAGCGGGUGAACGACUUUGUCCAGCAGUCCACGUCCGCCACCGUCACCCCAACCUGCCUGAACUGCUGCGCUCAGAGCUCAAGGGCUUUCCCUCAGAUCCAACAAAGACUCCUGAGCCUAAAAUCCAGCUUCAGCUCCAGACCUGACAGCCAGUCCCACAGAGACGCAGUAGCUCCCAGCCGAGGGCAGCCAGGCCCGCAGGCUGUCAGCGCUGCCAUGUGGAGACCCUGGUAG